Messenger RNA from Mya arenaria, 1181 nucleotides. RefSeq lists its product as uncharacterized. NCBI's taxonomy places the organism in Eukaryota, Metazoa, Mollusca, Bivalvia, Myida, Myidae. The record is from RefSeq and is a predicted model, not a curated record. The transcript is spliced from 2 exons. Bases 333 to 1022 code for a protein of 229 amino acids.
UCAACAUUUUUGUCAGCUCAGCACCACCGACGAAUUUAUUAAAUAUAUAAAAUGACAAAUAAUAAAAAAGAAGAAAACAACAACACAAUUAGGCCACUCUUAAAAAAUUAUCUGUUUGCUAUUGCCGGCCGACCCGCCGAAAAUGCCCCGACUCAAAAGUUUUUUUUGCUAAAAAAAAAAUCGAUUUUUUUUAUAUUUUCGCUUAAAAACAGUCUUUUCACAAAUUAGCGGUCUUUUCGUUAUUCAUCGAUCCGUAUCGUCUAGACGAUUGCAUAUGUAUAUAAUGACUGAAUGCAAGCGUCUACUUCACCACAUGCAUAGCAACCUCAAACAUGGCGGCAUCCAGAGCUGUCGGAAAAUGGAAGCAUGAGUCUUCGGGAGAAAUAACAUUCUGCUGCAAUAUAAGUGUAAAUUAUGUAAACCAACCAGAGAAAAGAAACAUAUUGAAGAAUAGAAUCUAUUCAUUUAACUGUUCUGAUUCUUGGAACGAUCUGCUAGCAGAUUUAUUAAGCGAAACUGAUAUACAUGUUGAAAAAACUGAUACGAUUGAAUUGUCAGUUGCCAAAUCAUUAGCCGGGGCUGAGCUUUUUCACCCAGAUUGCGAUGAAGAAAUCAGUGUGUUGCAUAAGUUUGACAAAACUUUAAAAUAUGUUAACUUCUGCAUCACCAAAGAACAUCCAUCAGAAAUUUCACCGGAAGAUACAAAGACUUCCAGUUCCACAAAUGCAUUCAGUUUAAUGAUGGAAGUGCCUAGAAAAAUUGAGAAAUCUCCAAAAAUGAGGGCACAAGGCCCAAGAUUUACAGCAAAGGACCGGUUGUACAAUGAUUUGGUGACAGAGAUGACGGUGAAGAAGGCCUUCUUUCCAAAUAUCAUGUCAGACCAAGAUGUUACCAAACACGUCAUGGUUGUCGUUAAUGCCCUGUGGUAUGUGGAUGGGUCCCUUGGAAAACUACAAAAUAGGUUUACUGGUGCUGAAGAGGACUUCCCAAAAUCAAAUAGAGAGCUAAAAGUGACAAAAUAAUGUGCAAAUUGAAACAUUUAACAAAUGUUUGCGAGUACUAUUAAGUUUGAUACUGUCAUGUGACACUGAUAGGGAGCUAUCCUAACAACUCAGUACAAACAGUUACAAAUACAUGUUCCUAGUUACAAAUAUAUGUUCCUACUACUAAGUCACAAGAUU